AUGGCAAACAACAACACGCACGAAACCGGUGCACCCCCGUUGGAGGUGGCCGUUGUGGGCGGAGGCAUCAUUGGCGUCAUUACAGCCAUUGGUCUUCUUCGCCGCGGCAUCAACGCCGUCAUCUACGAACGGGCCUCUACCUGGCACGAAGUCAGCGCCGGAUUUGCCUUUACCGGUGCAGCACGCGUCUGGAUGAAGCAGCUAGACCCUGCGCUAGUUGAGCUUCUCAGCAACAUCAGCCAGAAAACGGAUGCUGAUACGAGCAACGCCUACUGGAACGGCUACCACCCACGCACGCGGGAGGAUGCCGAGGACGAGUCCAAGUCCUUGCUCUUCCGGACGCCUGCCAACAACCUCAGUUUCUGGGGCUGUGUUCGCUCGCACUUUCUCCUCGGCAUGGCUGCUCUGCUGCCCGAGGGAACUGUCAAGUUUAGGAAGCAGCUGGCGACCUAUGACGAAAACCCCAAUGGAAAGGUCACUCUCCACUUUGACGACGGCACCACUGCCGAGGCGGACAUCUUGCUUGGUUGCGACGGCAUCCAUUCGUCCACCCGGAAAGUCCUCUUGGGCGCAGACCAUCCGGCCAGCAAGCCGGGCUUCAGCCACACGGUUGUCUACGAACCAUGGUUCCCAUCGACGUGGGCAUUGCCGCUCUCGGAAACAAGGUUGCCAAGUGUGCCUGCAACCAUCUGGGUCAUGUCGGGCACGCUGCUGAACAUUGCCGUUUUCGCUUACGACGAACCGGAGUUUCCUUGCCCGGACAAGAUGACAGUCACGGUGGAUCGGUCCGAGAUUGAGAAACUGCUCAAGGGCUGGAGUCCCCAGAUCGCGGACAUUUGGAAACUGUACCCGGAAAAAGUGGUCAAGUGGGGAAUCUUUGAUCUGGAGGACAACCCGCCACCCACAUAUGCCCGUGGCCAUGUUUGUCUAGUCGGAGACGCGGCGCACGCCAGCACCCCGUACAUGGGAGUUGGCGCCUGCACUGGUGUCGAGGAUGCCCUUGUGAUCUGCACUCUCCUCGAGUCUGUGCAGAAAAAGGCACUAGCAGGACCGGCCUUGGAAGAGGCCCUGACAGCGGCCCUGCAGACUUACACAAAUGCGAGGCUGGAGCGAGGCAAGUGGGUCCACCACCAGUCCCGCCAGAUGGGACAGAUGUACCAUUGGCGCUAUGGCCCUAUGGGACGCGACCCGCAGCGCAUGAAGCAGCAGCUCGAGGAGAACUGGGGCAAAGUGGUGACCUUUGACGUUUUGGCACCACUGGACCCCGAGCUGCGUGAAUUGGCCAUGCGUCCGUCGGUGACUGCAGCAGUUUGA
Molecule: messenger RNA, 1314 nt
Organism: Grosmannia clavigera kw1407
Lineage: Eukaryota; Fungi; Ascomycota; Sordariomycetes; Ophiostomatales; Ophiostomataceae
Product: FAD dependent oxidoreductase superfamily
Exons: 2
Coding region: 1-1314 (437 amino acids)
Biological process (GO): secondary metabolite biosynthetic process
Molecular function (GO): FAD binding
Source: RefSeq, a predicted model, not a curated record